CUAAGCUACCUUACACUACUAAACUCUGAGGUGACGGCGCCCUUUCCCAGAGAAACCCUGCUUGCCAGGAAUCACUGAGAUACCAAGCGAAUCCAAUUCAGCUCGACUGCUGAAGAUGGCGACUCCAUCAAUCGCCUGUAUAGGCAUCAUUGGAAAGCACAACAAUCCUCUCCAUAUAUCUCUCUUUCCGCCGCACUCCAAAGACCGACUCAAAUUCUCCUUUCUGCUCUCCUCAUGUAUCGACAUCUUCGAGAUUCGAGCGCUCAACAAGACCGUCGAUCAAGACCUGGGAUUGCUGCAAGCGGUUGAUGAGAGACUAGCCAUGUAUGGCUGGUUAACGAAUACUGGGAUCAAAUUUAUUAUUGUCGUUGAUAUGGAGGGAAGACCUGUGCCGGGCGAGAUAUCGAGUGGGACUGCGGUUACCGGGUUGCGUGGGGCGGACUUGAAGCCUGCUUUCCGCGCGAUCCAAACUGCGUAUAUACGACUUCUACAAAAUCCAUUUUACAGCCCUGACGAUCAUACCCCGCUGGAGAUUGCGAACAACCCGCUCUUAAAAUCGUCGCAGAUUACGAGCAAGAGAUUUAUCGAUGAUAUGAGGCGAAUUGGAGAUGCAUGGGCGCCGGGAGUCACAAAUAUAUAAAGGAGGGAAAGGGGCUUGGAUGCGAAUCCGAAUGAUUCACAUCUAGUUGAGAGGGCCAGAAAAUUUUCUGAAGAAGAAUCCCGUGCCCUUGCCGGUGAAAACACAUCCCGAAGCAUCGGAUCCUUCUAUAAUCUCGCCCAAGGGCAGAUAACGGGAACUGGAAUAGUCGACGAUCCAGCUUUAUAGAGGACAGGACCGGAAUACGCCUGGCGUUGUUGCUUCAUACAUGAUACCCAUAAAUAUGUCCAGGUUAAGGGCUGGACCUGUAAAUAUUCCAUACGGAGAGAAAUCUUAGGGCGGUUGAGUGAAGCUACUUUGCGCAGGGUAGUCCUCAGCGCAUAUGUGCACUUUGAAGAAACUCGCCCAUGUCAACGAACACCACAUGGAAGGACGGAGACUCCCCAGACUCCAAUGUAUCAUAAUUCGGAA
Molecule: messenger RNA, 1069 nt
Organism: Xylona heveae TC161
Lineage: Eukaryota; Fungi; Ascomycota; Xylonomycetes; Xylonales; Xylonaceae
Product: Sedlin
Exons: 3
Coding region: 116-640 (174 amino acids)
Biological process (GO): endoplasmic reticulum to Golgi vesicle-mediated transport
Cellular component (GO): nucleus; TRAPP complex; cytoplasm
Source: RefSeq, a predicted model, not a curated record